Molecule: messenger RNA, 1061 nt
Organism: Pocillopora meandrina
Lineage: Eukaryota; Metazoa; Cnidaria; Anthozoa; Scleractinia; Pocilloporidae
Source: the annotation of a GenBank genome assembly
AUGGACGUUAAGUGCUCUUUUAGCUCCUUAGUCGGCGGUUCUUGCUCCUAUGACCCCAGAGAUAGGAGCAGAUCAACUGAGGUUAUUCCAUUUCUGGACUGCAAAAGAGACAUCGCGGGUCAUAAGUCUUCCUUGUCAAUAACUGACGUAGAAACCGAAAUCGAACUUAUUUUGGGAAGAGUACCUACAUCCUUUUCUUCGGAGUUAGACCUUUCGGAAUUAACGAUUUGUCCCCGGCACCGCUCAUCCCUUGGUAUUGGGUGGCGUCGAGGAUCGAGUUCCUCCGCCAAUCUCGAAGCACGGCGGACAAGCCCAAAAAACCCAAAGGCAGAAAGAGGACUUGGCAAAAGUGCUUGUUAUUUGAUAUGGAAGAAACUGGGAAUUUUUAUUCCAGUUGGUUCAGGUAUGUAUACAUCAUUUUUCAUCUUUUUCAACCAAACAGACCAGCUCUAAAAUGGCGGUCCAAUCUGACACUUCGAUUAAAGCACUUUGUAAGCACUUUUCUUUUUUUUUUGUUUUGACUUUUUCAAUAAUUAAGUAGCCGUGACGGUGGCAAAUUCAAUAGCCUUUGUUUAUUUGCGUGUUUCUUUUCCUUCCAUUAUUCUAACAUUUUAUAUUAGUGAUUGUAGCAGCAAAAAGGUAAAUUUAGAAGCCUUCACCGGACUCCUAAAAUUACAGCUUUUUAAAGCAGAUUCCCUGAUGGCUUAUAGAUAGUUACAGGGAGACUCAGCCCCUAAAGGGUACCUUUAUCAGGCUUCAGGUAUAUCAAAAGGUAGGGAAUUGAAGAGUUGAAGUAUAGGAAAGGGCAGGAAAAUCUAUCAUUUAAGUUUUUUAAAACAGGUUCCCUUACUUGUGUAAAUUAAGACCGUAGUUGUUCAGAAUAGUGAUUAUAUCGUAUCAGCAAAAACCUGCAUUUUCCAUCGAUUCACUCAACAGGUAUUUGUCGCAACUGCCGGAUAAAUCUUGACAUGCAGAAAAUAGGGGAGGUGUCCACAAAGCUUCCGGAGACCAAGAACCUUUCUUACGAGGAAACUGAGACCAUUGAGACUUCUUUAAGUUCU